Molecule: messenger RNA, 3502 nt
Organism: Schistocerca serialis cubense
Lineage: Eukaryota; Metazoa; Arthropoda; Insecta; Orthoptera; Acrididae
Product: serine/threonine-protein phosphatase 6 regulatory ankyrin repeat subunit A-like
Exons: 21
Coding region: 57-3362 (1101 amino acids)
Cellular component (GO): nucleus; cytoplasm
Molecular function (GO): protein binding
Source: RefSeq, a predicted model, not a curated record
CAGACUACGCCUGGACAGCAGCGAUAUCUGGAAGCUGCCUCUGCAAAAAAGAGAAAAUGGAUUGGCAGGCGCAAUGUGACAGAGACCUGGCAUCAGCAGUCUAUCAUGGAAAUGUUGAUGCACUGAAAGAACUCAUAUCAAAAGGUGGCAAUCCAAAUGCAAAGGGCUAUAAUAAUGAGCCACUGCUGUUACAUGCAGCUGGCUGUAAUAAAGUGGAAGUUGUCAGAUAUCUUCUGAAUGAUCUCCAUGUUCCAAUUGAAAUCCGUGACAAGCAUGGACAUACGGCUCUUUUGACUGCAGCAUCACACGGAGCCUUGGAAGUGCUGCAGUUCCUGAUCUCAGCUGGUGCCAAUAUUCUGGCUACAAAUGCCUUAGAGGAGACAGCACUGCAUCUCUCUGCGCGCACUGAGUCAGUGGAGACCUUCAAGUUCCUCCAGCAGUCAGGAAUUCCCAUGGAUGCUGUGGAUAUUCGAGGCAGAACUUUUCUCCAUCAUGCAGCUGAAUUUUCAUAUCCAAAGAUGGUGGAAUGUAUCUUACAAGGGGGCUGGCUGCCUGUUGACUGCCUAGACAAGAAUGGACAAACACCACUGAUGUUGACAGCAGACUUCCCACGGAAUGAGAGAGAUCCUGUCAUACAUAGCAGCUGGUUCACUUGUGAAGAUUAUGUCAACCAGGUCAUAAAGCUGCUUCUUAGUGCUGGAGCUGAUCUUUCAAGAAAGGAUGUGCUUGGAAGGACUACACUUCACAGAACACUUGGCAAUAGAGAAAAUUUUGACUUCUUAUGGAAAAAAUGUAAAGAUUUCACACAUUCUGUUGAUAAGAAAGGACAGACACCAAUACAUAGAGCGCUCUCAGCUUUCCGCUUUCAUUGGGACAUGCAUCACAUAAUGCGACUCUUGCUGGAAGCUGGUGCAGAUGCCAAAUCACGUGAUUCAGAAGGAAGGACAGCUUUGUACAUUGCAUUAGAGAAGCAAUGUUCUUAUGAAGUGCAGGCAUUAAUAAAAUCAGGAGCUGAAACAUCAUGCCUGAAGAAAGACAGUCUCACUAAGAUUCUCCACAUUGCUGUCAGGAAUGAUGACUAUGAGCAAACAAAUAGAAUGAUUGCUGAAGGUGCAGAUGUAAAUGGCAGACAGAGUUUUAACAGAGACUCGCCAUCAACAGAAAAAGGCCACACUAUAAGAUGUUUGGGGUGCUAUGAAGCAGGCGGACCUGUAUAUUAUGAAUUGUCAGGGGAAUCUCCUUUGUUUGAGGCACUUAGGUCUCCAAAGAUCUUCAAAUUGUUGAUUGAUUCUGGGGCAAAUGUGAAUUUCAAAGAUGACCAUGGUUGUACAGCACUUCAUAGAGCUGUUGCUGAUAUGCGCUGUGAGGUGCUGGAAAUGCUGCUGGAUGCUGGUGCUGAUCCAAAUAUUGUAGAUGAUUGUGGAGUAUCAUCGCUCCACACACUAUCAGAUAGACGUGCAGGUGUCAGGGACAUUACAAAAUUUGCAGAAAGGCUCUUACAAGCUGGAGCCAGUGUGAAUGUGGCAGAUCAUAAUGGCAGAACACCAUUACAUUACGCAACAAAAAGAGGAGAUUCAAAGCAUGUGAACAUUUUACUCAGUGCUGGAGCCAAUGUUCAUGCGGUGGAUGUGAAUGGUGCAACUCCACUCCUCAUAACUGAUAAACGUCACUUUACACAGAUAAUCAAGUUAUUGGUUGAUGCUGGAGCAAAUGUGAAUUUGAAAGAUGCCCAUGGUUGUUCACCACUUCAAAAAGCAGUUGAUAAUAGAAACUUUGAGGCCUUGGAAGUGCUACUGGAUGCUGGUGCUGAUCCAAAUAUUGUAGAUGAAUGUGGAGUAUCACUGCUCAACAUUGUGUCAAGUAAACCUGUGAAUACCAAGGAUGUUCCAAAGUUCGCUGAAAGGCUUCUACAAGCUGGAGCCAAUGUGAAUCUUAAAGAUCAUAAUGGCAUAACACCACUUCAUUGUGCAGCAAAGACAGGAAACUGUAAGCUCAUAGAAAUUCUACUCAGUGCUGGAGCUGAUGUUAAUUCCAUGGAUGUGAAUGGUGCAACUCCAUUACACAUGACAUCUAAACACUGCUUUAUGCAGGCUGCACAGUUACUGCUUGAUGCUGGAGCUAAUUUAACAGCAAGUGAUAAAGAUGGUCAGCAAAUCAUACAUAAGGCUUCGCAAUUUGGGGACACUACAGCCAUUGAUUAUCUUGUGGAAAAGUGGCCAUCAACAUGGGGCUGUGACAGCCAUGGAAAUACUGUUCUACACUUUGCUGCUAGAAGUCGUAGAAAUAGACUGAUCAGCAUAGAGCAUAUCCUAAAGAGGAAUCUGGUGUCUGUAGAUGAGAGGAAUGUGGAAGGACAGACAGCACUAGCAAUGCUUGUGGAGCGCAGUAGUAAAUCGCACUCUACACACGGUGAAGUAGAGAUAUUGUUGACAGAAGGAGCAAGUCCCACUACAAAGGACAACAACGGGAAAAUGCCUCUGCACACCGCAGCUAGUGUCGGCGAUGUGAAGGUGGUGGAGGCCUUGGUUGCGGCUGGAGCAGAUGUCACAUUGAAGGAUGUCACUGGUCGAACACCCCUGCACUGGGCAGCCAAGGCACACAGUGUGGAAGGUCUGGAGCUGUUACUGAAAAAGGCAGCAAGCAUUGAUGAACAGGACAGCGAUGGCCAAACUCCACUGAUGCUUGCUGUUGGUAGCAGUAAUGCAGUCAAUUUACUGCUGAGGAAAGGCGCGAGUAUAAAUGUGAAAAAUCACUCUGGGAAGACAGCCCUGGAAGAAGCAAUGGAUCAUGGCAGUCAUGGUGCAGUGAAAUUACUGUGGACUGCAGUAAGCAACUUAAAGGAUAUUCCACAGGAGUAUUGCAUCAAAGCAGUUCAUGUAGCUGUAAAAGCAGGAGAUGAAGAGAUGUUGGACCAUUUGAUUUCUUUGGGGAUAUCGUUGUCAGACUGCUGGUGGGAUCCUGAGCAUGAGACAACAUUGCUGCACUGUGCAGCACAGUCAAGUGUGGAAAUGCUGAAGAAACUAAUAGACAAUGGUCACACUGAAAGUGCACGUGACCACAAGGGAUGCUCCCCAUUACACAUUGCAGUUCAAUCAUUAAAUUUCAUGGGCACAAAAUAUUUGCUUGAAGAUGCAAAUGUUCCAGUGAAUGAGAGGAAUGCUGAUGGUAGAACAGCCUUGAUGUUGGCAGUCAGUGAUUCUUGGUAUUAUCCUGAUGUAUUUGACAUGCUUGAGAUUCUGGUGAAUGCGGGGGCAGAUAUUAAUGCUAAAGACAAAGAUGGGAAGACUGCCUACCAGUUGGCAUAUUAUGCUUGGGCUGACAUGACUCAUGAUGUACUAGAUUAUAUGCAAUUUCGACUCUGAUUGUAUAGGGGAAGUGGAGAAGUUCAGCAUGCCUUUGAAGGACUGAAGCAGUUCUUUACCUUCAAUAUGCUUACCUGUACAUGGUGUUUCUGUAUUUGUAAUUCCAUUUAAGUGCCACCUGAAUAAAUAACUAAACUUUA